This is a messenger RNA of Scaptodrosophila lebanonensis, 485 nucleotides long. It is a transcript of the gene VhaM9.7-b, whose product is annotated as V-type proton ATPase subunit e. Gene Ontology annotation, molecular function: proton-transporting ATPase activity, rotational mechanism. Gene Ontology annotation, biological process: proton transmembrane transport. NCBI's taxonomy places the organism in Eukaryota, Metazoa, Arthropoda, Insecta, Diptera, Drosophilidae. The record is from RefSeq and is a predicted model, not a curated record. The transcript is spliced from 3 exons. Bases 76 to 345 code for a protein of 89 amino acids. Gene Ontology annotation, cellular component: proton-transporting V-type ATPase, V0 domain; plasma membrane proton-transporting V-type ATPase complex.
GUGAUAUUGAGAAAAAGUGCCUUCUUCACGAUCGCAAACUACUCCUCUAGACUUCUGCAGUAUUAUCCAUAAAAAAUGGUUGAGGCAUACGUUGUACCCCUGGCUAUCACCUGCAUUUGGGCCUUUAUCGGCAUAAUUUGCCCAUUCUUCGCUCGCGGACCAAACAAAGGUGUGAUUCAAUGCUGCCUGAUGCUAACUGCGGUAACCUGCUGGCUUUUCUGGCUCUGUUGCUACAUGACACAAAUGAAUCCAUUGAUUGGACCCAAUCUUUCGAUGAAUGAGAUCAUGAUAAUGGCCAGGGAAUGGGGCCACGAAAUCAAGGACACGGUCAAUGUCGUUGUGUAGGUGGAAGUCGUCCUAAAUGUCACAUGUGUUGAUUUGUUAAUAUCGUUAUAUAUAUUUAUGCAUACAUUCUUUUUGCAACGUAUAUACGUUAAAUUUAAUUUCGCUUUACGAAAUAAACAAGGCACUACACAAAAAGCCUA